CCUGCUCUCUGCUCCCCGUCUUCCAGUCACAACAACACGGCCAGGCCUGAAGCUCCCAACCGCCACACACUAACUUAUCCGGGAGAAUUAAUAAACCAAACCCUGCUACCUUGACUAACACAUACCGUUCGCCCACAACCAGUCCGCCGUGUUUAUCGACACGUCCUGCGUUGCGUGGAGAAUUUCCCCCUGGGGGUGUGUGUUUGUUUUGUUCGCAGCAAGCAACUCCCGCAACAGCGCCCCGGAGGGAGUGACCCUCCACGGCGAGGGGACGGGGAACAGGCCGGUAAACAUAAGCCAGCUGUUAGCGGUGUAGCAUGGUGGAGUAGAGACGGCUGUGGCGUCGACCGCGUCCAGGGACGGUUGAACCUUUAUUAAAUAAGGGCGGUGAUGGCGGGGUCUCUGGUGGCGGCGUGCCGCAGUCUGGCGCUUUCUACGUGGCUACUUUCCUUCUGCUUCGUCCACCUCCUGUGCCUCGACUUCACCGUGGCCGAGCGGGAGGAGUGGUACACCGCCUUCGUCAACAUCACCUACGUGGACCCCGCCUCCUCGGAGCUCCGCACGGAGAAGACGGAGUGCGGACGCUACGGGGAGCACUCUCUGAAACGGGACGCCCGGGGUGCUGUGGCGAUGCCGUCCGCUCCGCAGGACAGGCAGGCGUGCGACCCCAACACCCGGUUCUCGGUGCCCGGGCAGGCCGGGGCGUGGAUAGCCCUCAUCGCCCGGGGGGGGAACUGCACCUACAAGGACAAAAUCCGCCACGCGGCCGGACAGAACGCCUCGGCUGUUGUCAUCUUUAACGUGGGAACGAGCAACUCCAACGACACCAUCACCAUGCCCAACGCAGGUACGGGCGAGGUGGUCGCCAUAAUGAUCCCGGAGCCCAAGGGUCGCGAGGUCGUGGCUCUGCUGGAGCGCAACGUUACGGUAACCAUGGCGAUUAGCAUCGGCACCAGGAACCUCCAGAAGUACGUGAGCCGCACAUCGGUGGUGUUCGUCUCCAUCUCCUUCAUCGUCCUGAUGAUCAUCUCCCUGGCCUGGCUCGUCUUCUACUACAUCCAGAGGUUCCGCUACGCUAACGCACGUGACCGCAACCAGCGUCGUCUAGGGGACGCUGCUAAGAAGGCGAUCAGUAAGCUUCAGGUUCGCACCAUCCGGAAGGGAGACCAGGAGACCAACGCUGACUUUGAUAACUGUGCCGUCUGCAUCGAGGGCUACAGGCCCAACGAGCUGGUCCGAGUACUGCCCUGCAGACAUGUGUUCCAUAAGAGCUGUGUGGACCCCUGGCUGUUGGACCACCGAACCUGUCCCAUGUGCAAGAUGAACAUACUUAAAGCCCUGGGCAUCGCUCUGAAUGCAGACUGUCUGGACGACCUCCCCCUGGACUACGACCUGGUGGUGGGGGGCCCGGGGCUGGGAGCCAUGGGGGCCCUGGCCGUGGAGGCCGGGGUCUCGGGGGCGUCCAGCGAGGGGACCCUGAGCGAGGGGGGGUCGUCGUCGGCGGUGCUGGACCCGGGGGUCCGGCGGCUGGGUCUGCCCCAGGAGUACCACCACCCGGACAACCUGCGGGACAGCCCGGGCACUGCCACCACGGACACGCACACAGGGGAGCUCCAGCCGAUGGCGAGCAGCGCUUCGGUGGCCUCCCUCGUCAUCGCCGUGGAAACGGGCCUGUCAGACGAAGAGGGCUCCCCGGACCCCUCCCCCUCUGUCGAAAAGUCCUGAGAGCAUUUGUCCAGAGCCAGGUCAGCUCCUCUUGGACUUUAGCCUGUCAGAGUCCAACAGAAGCUGGCCCACUGUGACGGGGACUGUGUACGGAGGUCGGGACCUCUUGAAGGAGACGUGGACCGGUCUGCGGAGCAUUAGAACCCCGGUAGAAGGGUGCUCCACAAGGUUCUGUAGCCACAACCCUGUAGAAUGAUCGUCUCCAAUCUGGCGGUUACACCGAACUGAGAGCAGAGAGACUAAACUGGCUCCGAGUAGAUUUCACUCUUGAUACAUUCACUCGGUUACCCAGAAUCCUUCAUGGAUGCACAUGGCGUUUGCCUGCUCCGAAACCAGGUGUGGAACUGGGUUGUUGAUCUGGAUUAAGAUGGGACGUGACCAUUUGUGAAUCUGGGUUUUAGGUCUGGGUUAAUCUGGGAUGGAACAUGUUGUUAAGCUGUGAUUACCUGGUCUGUGUGUGGUCUGAAUAUGGUUACAUGGUUGUCAACCUAAUUCUAGGUCUACCUUAACGUAAAGACAACAUUACUGUUGUAGCUCUGCUCCUGACCCUGACCACACCCCAACCGCAGAAUGCCCCGCCCACCUCUGCCCAUGGCCAAUAAGGGAGGAAGGGGAGGAACCCGAGACCCUCUUCUGGUGAGCCAAGCUCGGACCUUGUGUUUGUGUAUCUUCAUGUAACCCAGCCACAGGAUGGCUUAACAAUCUGAAACAUCGUGUCAACUGGUUACCAGUUGAGGAGAGAUGACGACGAGAGACUAUAUACACUCAUGGGAGAACACUGUUUUUGUAAUUAUUUGGUUUGUAAUUUAGUUGCACAAAUACAAGGACACUGUUGAAAAGCGGAGGACACAAGGUCGAAUAUUAAAGACUUAUUCAUAGGCCCGGAUUUAUAUAAGAUACUUUUAUUUUGAAAGAAGGACCUAUAUUUUGAAAGGACAAAGUGGGACUGCUGUGAGUUACACGGCGGUCAAUAUUCAGUUGGAUUUUAUAAGAAACUUUUAUUUUGAACAGACACUUUAAAACUGAUUUACAUGGUUGUCCAGAUUCCCUGGCUACAUUUCCUGGUUUUCAAUGACUUACUUUGAUUUUUAAAGGAUGACCCUUAUUUUGAAACGAAACACACAAGACUCGUGCGAGAACUACACUACAUGCAGUCCCGAUUGGCUUUUAUGUAUUGGGAAGACACUGACCAAUACAAUUGGCUGUUGGAUGGGACUUUUUAAUUUGUUGUGUGUUAAUGAAUUAUUCUAAACUCCUUUUUAAAUGUAUGAUGUUGACACACAUUUUAUUUAGAUUUCUCUUUCUCAGUGCGACGUGUUGUUGAAUCAGGGUUCCUAUGCUGGAAUAUGUUUAGUAAGGUCAACUCCUCGCCAAACUAAUUGUCUGAUACCUUGGGCCUCUGCUGACCUCGACAAUUUGUGAAGAAUGAAGUAAUUAGCUUGUUUACUGUUCCUUCAUAGUCAACACUACCACAGCGCAAUCACACAAUAAAAUGUCAAAGAAGUUCCAAACGUU
Molecule: messenger RNA, 3240 nt
Organism: Gadus morhua (Atlantic cod)
Lineage: Eukaryota; Metazoa; Chordata; Actinopteri; Gadiformes; Gadidae
Gene: rnf150b
Product: ring finger protein 150b
Exons: 6
Coding region: 391-1725 (444 amino acids)
Source: RefSeq, a predicted model, not a curated record